CCGGCGACCAGAGAAAUGGCGAAGCUAAUGGUCUGGCGCGGUGUUGGAGCGAGUAUUUGGCAACGUGCUUUCCACGUCGAACGACAUGCAAGCCUUCGCUGCGCCCACGACGCCUUCGGGACCUGUCGUAUCCGUGUGGACCUUCUCCCCUCUCAAGAAGAAGAUUGCGAGCGCCGUUGCGGCCGUCGCCGUGCUCGGGACGACCGCCGCCGUGAUCGGGUCCCAAUCCGACCACCCCAUCGAAGCGCACACAGCGUCCACUGGCGCUGGUGGGUGCUCCGGUGUCGCGUACGACUCGUACCAGGCCGGCAAUGCCGAACAACACUUUGCUGUGAUCAAAACGAAGUUCUCCAACGUCCGCACGUACCAAACGUUGGUGGAGGGCACUUCCCGUGGAUCGGUGAACCUCAUCGACGUCGGUGCCAAGGCCGGGCUCGGCAUGGCCUGUGGCCUCUGGAACCGCCUGGGCGAAGACUUCUUUCAGCGUGAUUUGAAUGCCCUCGUCGACGGCAUCAAGCGCAACCCCGGUACGUGCCAGCAAGUGUACGUCGGGAACGAAGACGUGUUCUCUGGGUUCCCGAAAAGCGUGCUCUUGAGCCGCAUCGGCGCCACCAAGGCAGCGCUGGCUGCCGCCGGGAUCCGAGUCCCCGUCGGCACCGUCGAAACGGACGCCACCAUGAAAGACCCCGCGCACGGCGAUUUGGCCGCUGCCUGCGACGUGAUCGGGAUUAACGUGUACCCGUACGCUACGGGAGCGCCGAUCAGCCAGCUCACGAUCCGCUUCAAUGAAGUCGCAAACAAAUUCCCUGGUCGAGUUCACCUCACCGAAACGGGGUGGCCGUCGGCGGGCAACGACAAAGCCACGUUUGACAACGCAAGGAAGUACUUCAUGGACUACCAGACGUGGAAGCAGACCGAAGGCGGCGAGUGCCCGUACUACUUUCAGUUCCACGAUGUGACGAUUAAGGGCGGCGAUGAAGCCCACUUUGGACUGUCCGCCGAUGGCUCGACGUGGAAAUUCGAUGUUGUCCCAGUGGUAACGACCCCCAAGCCGACGCCUGCUCCCACCACACUCGCCCCUACCCCGGCCCCGACGCCCGCGCCGACGCCAGCCCCGACCCCGGAGCCCUCGACUGUCAACACAACCGCAGUGCCGAUGACCGAGAGCCUCUCGAAUUCGACGAACACCACCACCCUUGAGCCACUUGUCAACGGCACGAACUCGUCCGCAUUCACGAUUUCGUCCAUUGAUGCUACUGCAACAAAUGACCUGCCGGAAGGUCCGGCAGAUGCAAGUGGAGGAAACGGAGGGGCCGUGUCGGAAGCGAACGCCCCUAGCAACGCCGUGAAGGACACCCUUGUCAACACAUCGUCUGGCGACGAUUCGGGCGAUGCGGGCUCGCUUAUCGGCGGCCUUCUCGGUGGCGCUGUCGGUGUGGCUGCUGUUGUGGCUGUAGUGAUGUUUGCCAUCCGCAACCGCCGCUCCGUCACGGAAGAAAAGCAGCGCGACUUUGAUCAAGGCGACUUCUUCGUCGACAGCAACCGAAGCAGUCAGCUCUCCAACUGGCAGCGCGGCGGUGCUGUCGCCGUGCUUUAAGCCUCCUCGCAGGUGUGCGAAAUGGAAUAUCCCUUGUACCUAGCUUAUAUUGUGCGCUGUUUGAUUGGAUUAAUAUUGAGUGAAAUUACAAGAUUUGAUUAGA
Messenger RNA from Aphanomyces invadans, 1700 nucleotides. RefSeq lists its product as hypothetical. Lineage: Eukaryota; Oomycota; Saprolegniomycetes; Saprolegniales; Verrucalvaceae. The transcript has a single exon. Bases 86 to 1597 code for a protein of 503 amino acids. The record is from RefSeq and is a predicted model, not a curated record.